AUGUCUCCUUGUAGAGCUUACAGAAGGAAUGUGAAUGCACACAAUGCUAACGCAGCUCCUCCAUUCCCAUAUCGAGAAGUUUUGAAUACAGAGUUUUGGAAUGCCAUUCAGCUUUUGGCCCAGAGUGUGACCAACCAGAACAACCAGCAGGUUCUAGUUCCUACAAAUGCUAAAGAUGGAUCAGUGGCAGCCAUGGAUCGUGAUUUUUUUAGAAUGAAUCCGCCAGAGUUUUUAGGGUCACAAGUUGGUGAUGACCCACAAAACUUCAUUGAUGAGGUUCAGGUCCUCAGCUUUCAGAUCAGGCAUAGAUUGGUUCCUGAUCUUCAGCUCAGUAGUAUUAGUAGUGAAUUCUCAUUCUCCGAGGAUGACAUACAUGGUUGGCUUGGGGUCACUCGUGAUCCUAGGUCCUAUGUCCGCAUCCUGGGGGUAGAUUCGGGGUAUGACAGGUCCUCCGAUGAUCCAGCUCGUAAGUUAUAUAAGGAAAGGGUGUCUAACCCUAAACCUCAAAGAGAAAAUGGUAGUGGAAAUGGUUCUUCGGUUAUAGCAUGCCAAAAGUGUGGCAAGAUUCAUUAG
Messenger RNA from Solanum stenotomum, 573 nucleotides. RefSeq lists its product as uncharacterized. Bases 1 to 573 code for a protein of 190 amino acids. The transcript has 3 exons. The record is from RefSeq and is a predicted model, not a curated record. Lineage: Eukaryota; Viridiplantae; Streptophyta; Magnoliopsida; Solanales; Solanaceae.